Dendrobium catenatum is the source of this 849-nucleotide messenger RNA. Its product is annotated as UDP-glycosyltransferase 87A1. NCBI's taxonomy places the organism in Eukaryota, Viridiplantae, Streptophyta, Magnoliopsida, Asparagales, Orchidaceae. Gene Ontology annotation, molecular function: UDP-glycosyltransferase activity. Bases 55 to 828 code for a protein of 257 amino acids. The transcript has 2 exons. The record is from RefSeq and is a predicted model, not a curated record.
CCGAUCGAGGCCAUAUUGUCCAUCCCUUACCCAGGCCGCGGCCACAUAAACCCCAUGAUCAAUCUCUGCCGCCUUCUAAGCCCUAAAAUCGAUCUCACUAUCACCAUCAUCCUCACAGAAGAAUGGAUUAAAUUAAUCAGCUCCGACUCUUCAUCUCCAAAUCUACCUGAUAACAUCAAGGUUCGCUCCAUCCCCAACGUUCUUCCAUCUGAACGCACGCGCGGCAAUAACUACACCGAGUUCUUUGAAGCUGUCAUGUCCAGAAUGACGGAUCCAGUUCAGCGAGUUCUUAAUGAGCUUAACCCGCCGGCCGAUAUCGUCGUCGCGGACGCGCUCUUACCGUGGAUCGUUGAUAUAUGUAAGCAGAGGAAUGUUCCCGCUGUAUCUUUGUGGACAGAAUCGGCUUCCCUCUUCUUUGCUUUGUAUAAAUUCGAUCGACUUGAUGCCGCCGGCGGAUUACCGGACGAUUUCUCAGUUGGUGGGUUUCUGACUCAUUGUGGGUGGAACUCAACGCUGGAAGCCAUUUUUGCCGGAGUUCCAAUGAUCACUUAUCCUUUGUUUUGGGACCAGCAACCGAAUAGUAAAAUUGUUGUCGAUGAUUGGAAGAUUGGUUUGAGGCUUAAAGAGAAUGAUGAGGAGACUGUGAAGAGGGAGAUGAUUGUGAAGAAGGUGAAGAAAUUGAUGGAUUUUGAUGAUGAAGAAAGUAAGGGGAUGAGGGAAAGGGUUGCAAGGUUUAAGGAGGUUUGUCAAGCGGCUUUGGAAGUUGGAGGAUCUUCGCAGCAGAAUCUGGAUGAGUUCUUACAGCAGGUUAGUAAAAGGUUUAAUUAGUUUUUUUUUUUUUUUGUUAAA